AUGGCAAUGAGAAAAGAAUACGAAAAGGCACGUUUAGAAAACUGGACUGCAGCAGAAGUAAUUGUGACUGAUAUUCGAAGAAUAUUUGCGCCGUUAGAAGCAAAAUUGGCACCAGCUCGCUAUGUACAGUAUGGGACACUUGGAACGGCAGCUGCGAUCUCUGGUAGUCGGUAUCUUGGGCGUGGUAAAGCAAAUUGGUUUAAGGAUACGGAGAAAUAUCUUGCUGAUUAUGUUUGUAGCAAAAAAUCAGAUGAUGAAUUAAGAAUGUUUCUUUGCGAAGAGCGUCUCGAAGAAGAUUUCGAUAUAUUCAAAUCACUUGUAGUUCAGUGGUUAGAUAUUAUAGAAUUGAGAGAAUCGAACCAGCAACACAAUGGCAAUAGUUUCGUUGAUAACAUUCUCUCGACUUUUUUAGGUUACGUCAGAGGAUUUAGAAUCCAACGAUCAGAUAUUGCUACCACAAAAAACUUGCCAUCAAGUCGAGGAUUACGAAUUCCUAAAGAGACUGUAUUGAUCGAACUAGAACGUCUACGUAAGUUUUUAUAUGCAGUUAUUUUGAAUAAGCCAGCACAAUUACGAGAACACGGUGAGGUGAUGGAAAAAUUGGUUCAGCGAGCGACGUGUGUGCGCAAUACGAAUGACAAUGGAGCGUGGAUACCAUGUAUUGCAUUCGGUCAACUGUCUAUUCCUGGUGGAAAUAAACAUAUUGUUACUUUUGUUUUUUUGCUUGACUCCUCGAUUGAUACAGAAGACGAAGCUAAUCAAAUUCUAUCAAAGCUGGCAAAUUUCUUCGAUAAUAUUCGAUCAAAGAAAAUUGUACCCGUCGAAGAAUCAGGUUCUAGCCUAUAUCAAUUACAUCUGGAUAUCGCUAUCAGUGACAACAUACCACAGUUAAUUGCACGUAUCAUAAAGAACUUAGCUGACUUAAGUAUACGAGGUGUCUUAGUUGGUAGUUUCGGUCUUGGCGGAUUUCGACACGCAAUGAAUCCAACAUUUAAUCGAAUUUAUAGCGUGGAAGAGAAAGAUGUAGCAGAGGGUUUUCGACCAACUUGGUUUUUCCCUGCUUUAAUGCGGGGUGAAGAACCAUAUUAUUGCCCAGUUGGUUGGCGUCGAUUUUCUAUUGAUGUUGGGAAAGAUAGAAACCAAUUUGAGAACGAUUAUAGACAUUGGCCUUGUGCUUAUCAUGGAUCCGAAGGACAUCGAGCUAUGUCUAUUUUACUAAAAGGUUUACAGGCGUGUAAUGUUAAUGAUGGAUGCUAUCUGAAACCCAACCAAGGUGCUGUCUAUUUAAGUCCAAGUAUAGAAUAUUGUGGUCAUCCACGUUAUGCACGUGUAUGGAAAGUGAAAUCAAAAUAUGUGCAGAUGGUUUUACAAGUACGAAUCGAUCCUGAACUCUUGUUUGAUAAACGUCCAGGAACAUUGCCCGGUGCUAAUGAACAUAUAAGAGAGAGAAUAGAUCCAAACUUCUCCAAUAAUGAAUUGGAAUGGGUAAUACACUGGCCACCGAAGACAAUGAUUUCAAAGCUGAAUGGAAUAUUGGUUUAUGGUGUCAUGUUACGUGUGACUGAUCAGCAUCCAGGCUCUUUAGAUCAGAAUAAAUGGUGGUCUGAAUCACGCAAAAAAAACUAUUGGGAUUAUUUUUAA
Molecule: messenger RNA, 1641 nt
Organism: Rotaria sp. Silwood1
Lineage: Eukaryota; Metazoa; Rotifera; Eurotatoria; Philodinida; Philodinidae
Source: the annotation of a GenBank genome assembly